Messenger RNA from Theileria parva strain Muguga, 1394 nucleotides. RefSeq names its product transketolase pyrimidine binding domain protein (gene BCKDHB). Bases 241 to 1311 code for a protein of 356 amino acids. Gene Ontology annotation, molecular function: catalytic activity. NCBI's taxonomy places the organism in Eukaryota, Apicomplexa, Aconoidasida, Piroplasmida, Theileriidae. The record is from RefSeq and is a predicted model, not a curated record. The transcript is spliced from 6 exons. Gene Ontology annotation, biological process: response to nutrient; branched-chain amino acid catabolic process.
AAUUGACAUAAUUUACUAUUCGUUGAAAUAUUUUUUAUCCAAAUUAGUAACUAAUUUUCAUUUUCAAUUUUUUGUUUAUUUCUUUACUUUUGGGGUUAAUUGAUUUGUUUAAAUUAUGGUUUUAUUUAUUAUUUCCAAGUAAUUUUUCCUUUAUUUUUUUUCACAAGUCUUUUUUCCUUAAAGAUUUAUCUCAAUACUAUAUCUUUUGUUGUAUUCCUUAUUUGUUAAAGUAGUUCCAUUAUGAUAACAUUUUCUAAGAAUAUCCUUGGGAAGUUCAUUCCUAAGAACUUAUUCUCAUCCUCACGACUCUUUUCAACCUUUACUCCUAAAGGGCCAACUAAGGAAAUGAACAUGUGUACAGCAAUCAACGACGCCAUGCACAUCUCCAUGGCCGAAGAUCCCACUACUUGUGUGUUUGGUGAAGAUGUUGCCUUUGGAGGAGUCUUCAGAUGUUCAGUUGGUCUUUUGGAUAGAUUCGGUGAAGGUCGUGUUUUCAAUACUCCAAUAGCUGAAAAUGGCAUUGUAGCAUUUGGGAUUGGUAUGGCAGCUCUUGGACACAAUGCAAUUGCUGAGAUUCAAUUUGCUGAUUACAUAUUCCCAGCUUUCGAUCAGAUUGUGAAUGAGGCUGCAAAGUUUAGAUACAGAUCAGGUGGUGCUUGGGAUGUUGGAAAGCUUACUAUAAGAUCAACUUGGGGUGCUGUUGGUCAUGGAGGGUUGUACCACUCUCAGUCACCUGAAUCUCAAUUUGCUCAUGCAGCUGGGCUUAAGAUAGUUGUUCCCAGAGGCGCUUAUCAAGCUAAGGGUUUAUUACUGAGUUGUAUCAGAGACCCUAACCCUGUCAUUUUCUUUGAACCCAAGAUGCUCUACAGGCAAAGUGUAGACCAGGUUCCAGUUGAAGAUUACCAAAUCGAGUUAUCAAAAGCUGAAGUGCUAAAAGAAGGCAAAGACGUGACAAUGGUUGGGUAUGGUACUUCAGUGGGUUUGAUGUUGAAGGCAGCCAAGCUGGCUGAGGAGGAACAUGGCCUCAGUGUUGAGGUUAUUGACCUCCAAACUGUAUUCCCCUGGGAUGUUGACACUGUAGAACGCUCGGUUAACAAAACGAAAAAACUCAUAGUAACUCACGAGGCUCCCAAAACGCUUGGAAUGGGUUCUGAAAUAGCCGCAACAAUUACUGAAAGAUGUUUUUACAAGUUAGAAGCACCAGUAAAAAGAGUGUGUGGCUACGAUACUCCUUUCCCUCUGGUCUAUGAAAAGUACUACCUUCCUGACCAGUACAAGUUACUGGAGGCUGCCAUCCAAAUCUGUAAAUAACGGAAAUUUUCUAUAUAUAUUAAGAAACUCUCAUUUAAUUGUUUAAACUUAAAAUAAAUUAGUUUAAUUUUAUUACUACACCA